AUGGGGAGUGAGUAUUCUACGAAGGAGGGAAGAGGAUAAUUGAAGCUGUUUUUUAAUUGUUUUAGAAAUUUUAUUCACAACACUAUCCGUUUCUGUGUCUAAAAAAAAUAAAGGACUAAAACGAUUUCAUUAAUAAUAAUGGUUUAAGUCAAGUUCAUAGUCUUGUUAGUCUGUGCAUUGACACUGACCUAAGGUACGUCUCAUAUAUAUGUCAAGCUUUCGAAGCUGAGGGCACACUCUUGUCGAUGUCAUUAAAUGAGAUUAGCAACCUCAAUUUAGGGGAUGUUAAUUGUUAGAACACAUCUUAGCAAUAGUUUGUGUAAUUGGAAUAAAGUCUCGAGUCUUGGGCCGACAUCAUCGAUCACAAGGAUGACAUCUAAAAAGAUAUCAACACUUUGAAACAAAUGGAAGUGAUCUUACUAUAAGUCAAGAAAUAAACAUAAAAGAAGAGUAAAUUAGUUUAUCUUAUUUCUAGAGAUCGCUCCCUCACAAUUAAAAUAGAUUGAUUAGGUCUUGACAAAGAAAAUUAAGUCUUUGGUUCUCCCAUAAACAGCAAGCAAAAUUGGACAAGCUCAUUGUGAUGAAAUCGAAAGACAAUUAGAGAGAUUAAGUAGUGAUAAUGAGUCAGAAAGAAGUGAAUGUUGUGAUGCUCUUCUCAAAUUGGCCACCUUCCUCAUCAGACAAUUAUCCAGCAUUAAUUAAUAAUGCCAUUAAAACCCAGUCACUGUCAUUAAAAUCAAGGGACAAAUUAAAGAAUUGCAUAUCAUCCAAGGAGGAUGCGGAGGAGGACAAACCAUUGACAUCCCAAUGGGAGGAUCAGAUGAAAAAUGUGAUAAACCAGAAACCCCAACCAAACCCACAGAUCCUACUACUCCCGAAAAGCCAACUGACGACCCAGUCCCAGAUCCCGGAAAAGAAGAAGAAACCAUCGAUGAGGAAACUGUAACUGAAGAAGGUGAGACAACACCACCAGGACCAGAUGCUGAAGAAGAAGGUGAAGGAGAACCCACCCCAGAACCAGAUGCUGAAGAAGAAGGCGAGACAACUCCACCAGGACCUGAUGCUGAAGANCAAAUGAACCAGAAAAAAGUAAAUCAUCAUGAUUCGCUAAAUAUGUGUGUUGAAAUAUUUUAAAUUUGCAAAUCAAAUAUCCAUUAGGUAUAUACCUAAACAUUCUACAUAAGAAAGAAUAUGCUAUAUUUGUUUAAAAAGCUUGUCUGA
Messenger RNA from Paramecium octaurelia, 1221 nucleotides. The record is from the annotation of a GenBank genome assembly. Lineage: Eukaryota; Ciliophora; Oligohymenophorea; Peniculida; Parameciidae.